CGGCUCCGACCAUAUCGUCUUGCUAUCGUGUAGACGGUCGUUGUCUUGCACCUCACUCCGGCUCAUUAUCAUCGUCCUCUGAACAGCUCGUUGCGGACGCGCAAACAAUCAUUCAAGAUGAGCCACGACAUGGGAAACAUGGAUAGCGGUGGUGCUGCGUGCAAGGUGGAGAUGCUUUGGAACUGGAACACAAUUGAUGCGUGUUUCCUCGCCGAAUCAUGGCAAAUCCAGAACUCAGGCAUGAUGGUUGCCACCUGCAUCGGCGUUAUCCUGCUGGUCGUCCUUGUCGAAUUCUUCCGUCGCAUGGGCAAAGAGUAUGAUGCCCUACUACAGCGGCAAUUCCACCGCCAGGCAACAACUCACGGCGUCGCCAUGGCCGCUGCGGGCUGCACCGGCGCCGUCAUGCCCACGCGGCAAACCCUCACCUACCGGGCCUCGCCUCUGCAGCAGCUGGUGCGCUCCAUCAUCCACGCCGUGACAUUUGCGGGCGCCUACAUCAUCAUGCUGCUUGCCAUGUACUUUAACGGAUAUGUCAUCAUCUGCAUCUUCAUCGGCAGCGGCCUGGGCAAGUUCUUUUGCGACUGGUUGGUGGUCAAGAUUGAUCUUGAGGGGAUGGAAGGUGACGAGAGCAAGCCCAAGGGUAUCGAGGAGACGACGGUCUGCUGUGGUUGAUUGGGCCAUGUUGCGGAAGUUAAAGGUUGUUUACAGGAUUGGAAGCAUUGAUGCUUCAACUGCAUUGUUUUAACGAUACCCUUGGGGGAGAUGUCAUUUUAAGCACACACACAUUGAGCAUUCUGGAAACAUGAUGCUAAAGGAUUAACGAACCUAUAAAUCGAAUUAGACUACUGAAUCAUAUGCGAAAA
This is a messenger RNA of Fusarium vanettenii 77-13-4, 863 nucleotides long. RefSeq lists its product as uncharacterized. The record is from RefSeq and is a predicted model, not a curated record. The transcript has 2 exons. Bases 118 to 672 code for a protein of 184 amino acids. Lineage: Eukaryota; Fungi; Ascomycota; Sordariomycetes; Hypocreales; Nectriaceae. Gene Ontology annotation, cellular component: membrane. Gene Ontology annotation, molecular function: copper ion transmembrane transporter activity. Gene Ontology annotation, biological process: copper ion transmembrane transport.